Trematosphaeria pertusa is the source of this 1826-nucleotide messenger RNA. Its product is annotated as catalase-domain-containing protein. Gene Ontology annotation, biological process: response to hydrogen peroxide; hydrogen peroxide catabolic process. Gene Ontology annotation, molecular function: heme binding; catalase activity. The transcript is spliced from 5 exons. Gene Ontology annotation, cellular component: cytoplasm; peroxisome; mitochondrion. The coding region runs from base 171 to 1715 and encodes 514 amino acids. NCBI's taxonomy places the organism in Eukaryota, Fungi, Ascomycota, Dothideomycetes, Pleosporales, Trematosphaeriaceae. The record is from RefSeq and is a predicted model, not a curated record.
GAAUGAUAGGCUACAGGCAGCAUUUAUCAUCGUCCUAAUGGACAAUGAGGCUCUUAUGACUUCAUCGUUGAGCGUAGUGCUGGGGUAUAUGGGAGAAUAUAAGGAGAGGAGACGCCGAGGAGAAUGGCAAGCUCUGAAGCAGCAACCCAUUGCGUCUCAAAUCUUAAGCCAUGACUUCGCUACGCAAUCAGGAUCAAGCCGCGGCCGUCUACACCCUUGCCGAAGGACGCCCAGUCCAGGAUCCAACUACAUCCACGGUCCUUCGGGGACCUACGGUGCGCGGUGGUGGCCUUGCGCUUCUGGAAGAUACGCAGUUGAUCGAGACGCUUGCCCACUUUCCGCGAGAACGGAUUCCCGAACGCGUAGUGCACGCCAAAGCCGCAGGCGCGUGGGCCGAAUUUGAAUGCACGAAAGACAUCACCGACAUCACUUCAGCCAACAUUUUCUCGGAAGUCGGCAAAAAGACCAAAGUCCUGAUGCGCAUCUCCACAGUCGCGGGAGAGAAAGGAUCCCCUGAUACAGUGCGCGACAUUCGCGGCUGGGCUAUGAAGUUCUUCACUGACGAGGGCAACUACGACAUCGUCGGCAACGAUCUGCCCGUCUUCUUCAUCCGCGAUCCAAUCAAGUUCCCCUCGCUGAACAGGAGCCACAAGCGCCAUCCGCAGACCAAUGUUGCGGACGCCUCCAUGUUCUGGGAUUUCCACAACAGCAAUCAAGAAGGCGUGCAUUGCCUCAUGCAGCUCUUUGGCCAGCGCGGUGUUCCCGCUUCCCUCCGCCACAUCAACGGAUAUGGUGUCCAUACCUUCAAAUUUGGCAAUCCCGAGGACGGCACCUUUAAAUACGUCAAGAUCCACUUCAAGCCCGAUGCCGGCGUUGAGAACCUCACUGACGAAGAGAGUGUGCGCUUAGCGGGCGAAGAACCCGACUUCCACGUCAAGGAUCUCUACAACGCCAUCGAGAAGGGCGACUACCCUACCUGGACGAUGUAUCUCCAGAUCAUGGAUCCGAAGGAAGCUGAGAACUACCGCUGGAAUAUCUUCGAUGCGACGAAGAUCUGGCCGCACAAGGACUAUCCGCUCGUUCCGGUCGGCAAGCUCACGCUGAACAAGAAUCCCGAUAACUACUUUCAGGACAUUGAGCAAGCUGCAUUUUCGCCAUCGACUAUGAUUCCUGGCAUUGGGCCGUCCGCGGACAUCAUGCUCCAGGCGAGGAUGUUCAGCUACCCCGAUGCUGCGCGGUAUCGUGUCGGACCGAACUACCAGCAGAUUCCGUGCAAUAAGGCCAAGUAUGUGUACUCACCGUAUCAGCGUGAUGGACCGGGGUGCAUCAACGGGAACUAUGGCAGCGAUCCGGACUACGUCCGCUCCUCCUUCCGCAAGAUCAAGUCAGGCCCCGCAGAUGUCGCGCACGACGAAUGGGUCGGCAGAGUCUCCGCCUACUCCUCAGAGGUCACGGACGAAGACUUCGAGCAAGCGCGCGACCUGUGGAAGAUCUACCUUGAUACGAAAGACGAUGAGAACUUCAUCAACAACCUGUGUGGGCAUCUGAGCAAGGCACUGCCGGAGGUGCAGAAGGAAGCCGUCAAGAUGUUUGCGAAAGUGGACGAAGAGAUCGGAAAGAGAAUGGAGAAGAGGCUGGAUGAGCUGAGCCAUAUUGGUCCGGAUCACGUGAAAGCGCCAUAUGGGUUUAUGGCGGCGUACGGCGGCGGGUAUUAGCGAGCUCUCUCGUCUCACUUACUGCGGCGUUGCUAGUUCCUUUUUCUUAUCUCUCGUGCGAGUCCUCUAAACUUGCACCGUCAUCUUUGUUCCUACGCAUGGUUGGCCGUG